GCAUCCUUGACGAUGACAGAGGCAGAUCUCUCCAAGCUGCCGGGCAUUACUCAGGCCAUGGACAAAAGCGAGUUCUUGGACGUGUUGAGAAAGUUAAUCGCAGAGUCAAAGCACCUGCAGAACAAUCCACGUCUGGGCAUACAUCCAGAGGAGAAGCGCGCCGCGAGCGUCGUCAUGAAGGAGCUGGAGGCCUUCUCUACUCGUGCUGGCGGUCCCCUGGUGGUGGAGGAGCUGGAGUACGUCCCCGGCCGAUCCAAUGUCAAGGUCACAUACCCUGGCUCUGGAUCCGAAACCACGGCGUUCGUGGGGAGCCACUUCGAUGUUGUUCCAGCAGACCCAGAGGUCUGGUCUAAGGACCCCUUCCAGCUCACGGUGGAGGGCGACCAGCUUUUCGGCAGAGGAACCACCGACUGCCUAGGUCACGUUGCGCUUUUGACCUGCUUCCUGCGCGAGCUGGGGCGCACGAAGCCGCCUUUAAAACGGGGUAUUGUGGUGGUCUUCAUCGCUGCCGAAGAAGGUGGCGAGAAGGGAAUCGGAGUGGAUGCGGUGCUGAAGAAUGGAAAGCUAGAGGAUGCCAAGAAGGGCCCCGUGUACUGGGUCGACUCUGCAGAUUCAAAUCCUUGCUGCGGCACUGCGGGAGCAUUGUCAUGGUCUCUGAAAUGCAGGGGGCGCUUAUUCCACAGCGGCUUCCCAAACAAGGCGAUCAACUCCAUCGAGCUUGCCAAUGAGGCCAUCGCCUUUCUUCAAGAGCGUUUCUACAACGACUUCAAGCCGCUGCCAGAGGAGGAGCUUUACUCCUUCGUCACAGGGUCGCACAUGAAGCCCACUCAAAUCGAGUGCAGCAAGGGCUCCUUCAACCAAAUUCCUGCAGAGACCACCGUCCAUGGCGACAUCAGGCUGUCUCCCUUCUACGAGGUGGAGGAUGUUGUGGAGCACAUCGAGCGGUACGUCCAGGAGCUGAAUGACGACAUGGAGUGUCUGAUCAGUGCGGCUCGAGGUCCUUGGAGCAAGUUUGUUCUCCCAAAGGGGGUGCAGGUGCAGGAUGGCGAAGUCAGCCGCGCGAAGGUGGAGCUGAAAUGGAUGGGCGACAUGGACACCUUUCGGCUUUAUGCUGGCUUGGCUGUCAAGCUGGAGUCUGAUGGUCACAAGGCCCUGGUGCAGGCCUUCCGCGAGAGCAACAAAGGUGUGCAGCCCUUCAGCAUCAACGGCUCGCUCCCGUUGGUCAAGAUGAUGCAGAAGGCUGGCUUCGACAUACAGAUGUGCGGCUUUGGCAAGAUGUCCGUCUAUCACGGCGUCAACGAGUACUGCACACUGUCGGAGAUGAUGAAGGCACACGAGGUCAUCGUUCGCCUGGUGUGUCUUCUGGAGAGCGUUGCAAAGUGA
Symbiodinium natans is the source of this 1383-nucleotide messenger RNA. The record is from the annotation of a GenBank genome assembly. Lineage: Eukaryota; Dinophyceae; Suessiales; Symbiodiniaceae.